Messenger RNA from Exophiala oligosperma, 1931 nucleotides. RefSeq lists its product as uncharacterized. NCBI's taxonomy places the organism in Eukaryota, Fungi, Ascomycota, Eurotiomycetes, Chaetothyriales, Herpotrichiellaceae. The transcript has 2 exons. Gene Ontology annotation, molecular function: protein binding. The record is from RefSeq and is a predicted model, not a curated record. Bases 406 to 1641 code for a protein of 411 amino acids.
CUAGAUCGCAAGGAGGAAUAUUGGAUUGAGUAAUCGUUCGAAGAAACAUGGAAUCGACAGCACUCGAACGGAGUACACGGUCCAAAUUGACUCAAUUUGAACACUUGCAACGGCUUGGUAAUGUCGCAGAAUGAAAUCAUCCUCAAUAUGGGACAAUCACUAUUUCGCGCCGGCUCAAACGAAACAGAUGAUCGAAAUCAAUAGUUUCCUGAUCCAACAUGGCGCCCAUGUUGCGACGUCUUUUUCAACCGAUGCUCUACCUUACCAGCGAGAUAUAUAACAGAACGAGUCCGGCUCCCAAUCUUUUGGCCUCUUCCAUUCCUGGCGGACAAGAGACCACAGUCGACCAACCAUCUUCUACCUCUUACCACCACGCAUAUACGGUCUGAGACUGUAACAUAGAAGAUGCUUUCCAGCGCUCGCUUCCUUCUCUUGGCCUCUCUAGGCCUCACUGCCUCGGCAGCUCCAUGGUCCGAUUGGAAAAGACCUAGCCCGCCAUCAGGUCCCGGCGCCGGCGGUGCCAAAGCCAUAUACUUCAUCACCAACGACCAGACCAACUCGGUCGUCGCUUUGCCGGUUGGAGCGGAUGGAAAACUUUCGAGCGGAAGUGUGACCGGGACUGGUGGCUCAGGAUCGAAUUUCAUUGAUGGCAGCACUGGAAUGAUGGCAGGGCCAGACGCCUUGGAUAGCCAGUCGAGCUUGACGAUAGCUGGCAAUAACAUCUUUGCGGUCAACGCCGGCAGCAACACGGUAUCGAUGAUGUCGUUUGACCCUCGGAACCCUACGUCCCUGACGAUGGUCGGACAACCCGUGGCCCUGCCAGGCCAAUUUCCCAAUACCGUCGCAGCGUCGAGCAAGAACAAUUUGGUGUGCGUCGGCACGACAGGCAUGGUCAAUGGAGUCUCGUGCUCGAGCUUCUCCGCGCAGGGUCUCGGCGCGAUGGACGGCCUGCGGUCUUUCGACCUCAACCAGACGACUCCCCCCGUCGGACCGACGAACGCCGUGUCGCAACUGUUCUUCUCCCCGGACGAGUCCCGUCUCUACGCCACGGUCAAGGGCAACCCGGCCGUCGGCACCACCGGUUUCUUCUCGGUGUUCCCCGUCCAGGCGUCGGCCUGGGGCAGGGCAGGAACCCUGGCCAUGCAAGACACGCGCAGCUCGCCCGCGGGCACCGCCGUCUUGUUCGGAUCCGAGAACAUCGAGGGGACCAACAACGUCUUCGUGACGGACGCGUCGUUCGGCGCCGCGGUGGUCUCUGUCGACCAGGCGACCAAUGAGGCCUCGCUCGUGGCAAACCAGACCAUCGAAGGCCAAAAGGCGACCUGUUGGGCCACCAUCUCCAAGAAGACCGGGAGUGCUUUCGUCGCCGACGUCGGCGUGAACCGUCUGGUGGAAAUGAGUCUGACCGACGCCAGUAUCCUGUCCACCACGGAUCUUUCGGCAGACGGAGACCCGGGACUCAUCGAUCUGGUGGCGGCCGGCAACUUCAUCUACGCCCUUUCACCUGGAAACGGAACCACGCCGGCCGCGGUCAGCGUGGUGGACGUAUCCGGCGGUCAAGGGUCGGCGAAGUUGGUCCAGCAUUUCUCCCUCGAGUCGAUGGGAGUGGGAAAGAAUGCCCAAGGCAUGGCAGUAUUUUGAGACGGACACAGAGCAUGAUCCCAGAAAAAAACAUAAAUCAAAAGCCUUCCCUCCUCAGAGAGAAAUGUCCGUUGUAAAGUUGUCUCCUCUUUUCUUCACUUCUCAUUGACAGACAUGAAGAUUUGAUAUUCAUGUUUGAAAAGAUGCAAUUAUUGAAAUUAAAAGGACAUUGUUAAUCUCUGUGUCUUCUUAUCCCUAGAGUUUCCAAAUGGUGACAGUCCUAUUGUUCGCUCGAGUCAGUGAUGUUAAUGUAUACCAUUAAAUUCCUCCGGUCUAGAAACAUAGUCAAG